Molecule: messenger RNA, 301 nt
Organism: Funneliformis mosseae
Lineage: Eukaryota; Fungi; Glomeromycota; Glomeromycetes; Glomerales; Glomeraceae
Source: the annotation of a GenBank genome assembly
AUGUUCACUAACGUACUUGAUAUCACAGGAGGUGGAUUUAUAUCGAACAACCGCAAGGAGGAGAAUGAAAUCAAUUUCAUAUUCCAUGUUCAUAUGCCAGAAAAUAUUGAUAAAAUUGGUCAACCCGUAGUUCUUGGUGAUGGAAAAGAAUUAGGAACUUGGGAGCAACCCAAUAUCAAACUUCAUCAGCCACGUCCUCAAAAUCCUACAUAUUGGCGAUCUGACUCUGUUACUAUUUCUUUAUCAAUUAUCGCUGAAGGUUACGACAUUCAAUACAAAUACGCUAUUCGUGAAAAAGAAA